This is a messenger RNA of Clonostachys byssicola, 3870 nucleotides long. The record is from the annotation of a GenBank genome assembly. NCBI's taxonomy places the organism in Eukaryota, Fungi, Ascomycota, Sordariomycetes, Hypocreales, Bionectriaceae.
AUGGAUCAAUCGCCUGGGACCUGGAGCAUCCAGGCUCCAGCGCCCGAGAAGUCGAGCGAGCUGUAUAUUCGCGACCACCCGCACCGAUCGAUCGCCAUUGUCUCCUCGUCCCAUGCCCUCAUCCUGCGCUAUAGCUCGUCCUCGAGCGAGUUCGCUCCCAAUGGCUCCCACGCCUCUCUCCACUCGAACCGCGGCCGGAACGGCGCGGGUGAUUCCACGUCGGCCAAGUGCAUGGUGGAAUUCACACCCGUCACACAGAAACUCCUCAAAGACUACCGCCCCCUCUCUCACCGACCGGUAUACGGGACCUUGGGCCUCAUCGCUGUGAAUGGGGAGGUCUUCCUGUCCAUCAUCACCCAAGCCGCGAGGGUUGCAAGCGUGCGCCCAGGCGAGACGGUUGAACAGAUCGGGGGCGUGGCCUUCUACUGCCUCAGCAGCGCCGAUUACGAUGAUGUUGUUCCUCUGGACGCUGUCGAGCCUGAAAUGUCGGAUGCGGUCUCUACCUACGCCCAGAACUCGCCGUACGGGCAGAACUUGAGCAGGCGAGAUGUUCUCCCUGAGCAUCCAUGCCAUGAGCUACGAAAGCUUUUAAGCAAUGGCUCCUUCUAUUACAGCACAGACUUUGAUGUUACCAACCGUAUGCAAGACAGGCCAAUGAACUCAGACUCUUUCGAGAUUGACAACUUUGAUGAUGCGUUCCUCUGGAACUCCUACAUGAUUAAGCCCCUGGUGAAGUUUCGUUCCAGGUUAAUGUCACAAGAGCGUGAGGCGCUUGAUGCUUCGCGAAUUCUGACCUCGGCAUUCCGAGGUUUUUGUAAGACAAUGACUAUACCUCAGAGCUCGUCACCGCUCAGAGCCAAGACGGGUAUGCCUUCAUACCUGACGCUCACGUCCCGCCUUUCUUGCCGUCGAGCGGGAACACGUUUCAAUUCUCGUGGCAUAGACGACGACGGCCAUGUGGCAAACUUUGUGGAAACGGAGACAACAUUCUGGUCACCAGCCGGGGUGGCCUUUUCGUACGCGCAAAUUCGAGGCUCGGUGCCCGUCUUUUGGGAGCAAGCCGCGGACCUUAUUCCGGGCCGGCAGAAGAUAACUGUAACGAGGUCUCCGGAAGGCGCCCAGCCAGCAUUCAACAAGCACUUUGACGAGCUCGAACAUACGUACGGUGCCGUGCACGUAAUAAAUCUCCUGAGUGAAACCAAGCCUGGAGAAGUGGAGUUGAGUAAUCUCUACCGCAAUGGACUUCGACACUGUCCUUUGACCCGACCGAGCCCAGAUGGUUCGGUAGAUCACGCCUUGCUGCGAGAUACCCAGUAUGAUUUUCACGCGGAAACGAAGGGCCCCGCAGGGUAUGAGGCGGCAAAGGAUAUCAGGCGAUAUAUUGAGCACUCAACGGAUGGCUUCGCAUACUUUCUAGCUGAACAGGCCAACGACUCGUCGAAUGAUCUUGACGGUCUCUCAAAGUCCCGGAUGGUGGUCAUCCUCCAGCAAGAGGGCGUGUUCCGCACCAACUGCCUGGAUUGUCUGGAUCGUACCAAUUUGAUACAGAGCAUCAUCUCCCAGAUGGCCGUUGAAGCAUUUUUAGGACACAGGGGCGAAUAUGCGGCAGCCGAUUUCUGGAUGCGACACUCGAGCCUUUGGGCUGACAACGGAGACUCACUCUCCAAGAUUUACGCCGGGACUGGUGCAUUGAAAUCGUCAUUCACACGACAUGGGAAAAUGUCGCUCGCCGGAGCCGUUGCCGACGUGCGAAAGUCUGUGCAGCGUAUUUACCACAACAACUUCCUCGACCCGUCCCGUCAGAUCACUAUUGACAUGCUACUGGGGCGUCUUGUCGGGCAAGCUCCAGUCUAUUUAUUCGACCCCGUCAGUGACUAUGUCUCCGCGGAGCUGGGCAAGAGAAGUGAAGAGUACACAUCUUUCCGGUCUAUAAGCAUGUGGGUUGGCACCUUCAAUCUCAAUGGGCGUACAGAAGGCGCAGAUGAAGACCUCUCCCCGUGGCUGUUCCCACCAGCCAUGGGAUCAACGCAGCCAGACGUGUACGCUGUAGGGUUCCAGGAGAUCGUCGAACUUAGCCCUCAACAGAUCAUGAAUAGCGACCCGACUCGGAAGCAACUCUGGGAACAGGCUGUCAGGAACACACUUAAUCGCCGCCAGGCGGCACUGGGAGGAGAAAAGUAUGUGCUCCUGCGAAGCGAACAGCUGGUUGGAGCCGCACUUUGCGUCUUCGUAAAGACGUCGUCGCUGGGGAAAAUAAAGAACGUUGAAGGCAGCGUCAAAAAGACGGGAAUGUCUGGCAUGGCUGGCAACAAGGGAGCGGUCGCUGUUCGGUUUGACUAUGCUAAUACCCAGAUUUGCUUUGUCACGGCACAUCUUGCGGCGGGUUUCGCCAACUACGACGAAAGAAACCGAGACUACGCGACGAUCCAUCAUGGUCUACGGUUUCAGCGUAACCGAAGUAUUGAUGAUCAUGAUGCCGUUAUAUGGUUGGGAGACUUCAACUACCGCAUUGGACUCACCUCAGAAACUGCUCGUUCUCUCGUCCAAAGAGGUGAUCUCGAGACGCUUUAUGAAAAUGACCAGCUGAACUUGCAGAUGGUUGCAGGGCUGGCCUUCCCAUUCUACUCCGAGGCAAGGAUCACCUUCUUGCCGACAUACAAAUUCGAUAUUGGGACAGAUACAUAUGACACUUCGGAAAAGGCUCGUAUCCCUGCUUGGACAGACCGCAUCCUGCGCAAGGGGCCCAACCUGCGUCAGAAUCUAUACAACUGCGCACCCUUGAAGUUCUCGGACCAUCGGCCAGUGUACGCCACUUUCGAUUGCAGAGUGAGCAUCAUUGAUGAGCCGAAGCGAGAGGCCAUCAGCCAGCAACUUUAUAGCAAACGAAUUGCGGACGUGGGAGAUGCGGUUCACAUUGCAGAGGGCGACGAGACGGAGGAUGAGGAUCUCAUUGGCUACGAUGCCAUCGAGCCUGGGCUGCCGCCAGCGAGCUCCGAUCGGCAGAAGUGGUGGCUGGACAAGCAACAGCCAGCCCGCGCCCAAGUAACUGCUCCCGAGGGAAGAGACGGCCAGCCAAUGGUUCUCAAUCCUCACCGUCCUUCAAACCCAUUCGGUCACAAUGAAGAGCAAGAUUGGAUAUCAAUAUCCCGCUCCUCAUCCAGGGCAUCACUGACGAGCCUGUCAAGUUCACCAUUUGAGAAGGUGAUGGUGCCCAGCAUGAUCAAUAGUUCCGCAUCCAGCAUCGCACCAAGGAAGGUUCCUCCCGUCGGCAGCUACGAGAAUGGCAGCCUGGCCGCGAAAGUGGGACGGAUGAACUUGGCCAGUGAUCAAGACGUGCGGGCCGGGGGUGUUCCUCCACAACUACCGCCUCGGAGGCAGACGGGAGACUUGACUCCGGACUCACCAUCCGUCCUCAACGCAGCAGGAGGUCCUAGAUCAGGAUCAGGAAUGCCGGCAGGUCUCCAGGCGCCUCUGCGACCCACCUCGGCCGCGUCUUCAUUCUCAUCGACGCAAGGGAAUUAUGCAUCAACACAACCUACCGGGGGCAAACAGCCGCCGCCCGUGGCUAAGAAACCGGCCUACCUCACCAGCCCCGUGCUCUCAGACCCCUCAUCUAACGGGGCCGCCGGUGCGAACAACGGGUUCGCCGCACCCUUACAAAAGUCACGAACGAUGCCGGUAGCUGCGUCUGGCAGAAAACAGGGCCCAGUAUUGCCUCCGGGCCGGGGGAGUGGAUCGAUGGCCGGGCCGUCCCAGAAGAACCCCGGGCAACAUCAACAACAAGGCCCCAUGGAUUUACUCGACGAUCCCAGUCAAGAUCUCUUGGGCGGAUGGGAAGCAUUGCAGCCAACCUCUGGCACGGGGCGGUAG